GCUUUCACAAAUACCCACUCGGGAGUACAGGAAGUGCGAACAAGAUUAACAACAAGAAGAUGGUACAAGACCUCCAUCUAUCUCGACUAUUUAACAGCUUUUCAGUAACUUUGCCAUGUCUGCCUGAUUAGAUGAUGGCCACCACAUGCCAUUCAAGAUGGAUGCCAUGGAAUAUGUUUCCUCAUCAAAGAUGCCAGUUAGUCGAUUUCACCCUUAUCAUGGACAAAACAUAAGCCUGUCUCAAGACAACAUGGUGGCAUUUAGAGAAACAAGCUUUGCGCAUGCUUUGACUUUUAGUGAAAAGCCAUUGAAACCAGGAGAAAUAUUUCUUGUUGAAAUCGAAAAAAACGAACGAGGAUGGAGUGGUCACUUACGAAUAGGCCUAACUCAGUUUAACCCGAGUCAGCGAUUUGAACUUCCUCAGUAUGCAUUGCCGGACUUGGCAAACAUGGGUAAAUCGUGGAUUUUCGCUGUGACAAAGACACACAAUAGAGUUUACACCGAUAACCCAGACGACCCCAACUCUCAGCCUUAUCAGUCUGUGUUAGGAUGCUCAGAGGUGAUACACACGCCUCUGGGCGCCAUCAGUCGGAGCAUGUUGCUGCCGUUGAACCGACUGCACAGAGGCAUCGGUGGUGACUGCAAUUGUUUGGCGGAGGACAAGUGUCGGAAUAGUAUACUGCCUACAGACGUGGGCAGCCGCAUAGGAAUUAUGUACAAAGUUAAGGACAGUUCGGCUGAUAUGCACUUUAUAAUUAAUGGCGAGGAUCAGGGACCAUCUGCACGUGGGAUUCCUUUCCGGGACGGACCAAUAUACGCUGUAGUUGAUGUGUAUGGUACAACCAAACAAGUUAGAAUUGUUCAGUUAUAUGGAGUGACAUCCCUCCAGAAUGCUUGUAGAGAUCUUAUUCUCCAGAUGAUCCGGAAAGAAGAUGUCAGUCGAUUGCCUUUACCGCGAAAAAUAGUCCAGUUUCUGCGCUACGAGAUAUAAAAAGCACAUGUGGUGUUUGAUGAAUGUAUAAGCAAUACCAUUUUCAUCCAACCCAAGAGGUUACUAAUGACCCAAGUGCUGUUGUUACUAUGGUUACCAUAAUCAUGUUCUGUUAUUGUACUGGUCCUGGUUGUUUGGUUGUUGCGAUAUGUUGUUUUACCUUAAGCAAGACUGAGAAUAACUGAAGUAUUGUGGCUGAAUGAAUGACUUCAUGUGCCCCGUCUCUCGUCAUUAAGUGUGUUCAAGGCCGGUCUUCUCCGUUGAACGAAGAAUUCUAGGGAUAUCAACUUGAUAAGUAAUUUCCUUCCCGUCACAGAUUAGAAAAUGAACAAUAAGGACAACAUAUAAGCAUGAUUAGGACCACUAAGACGAGCUAAGUUGAAAAAAAAUGAUAAAAAUGUUUUUGUAAGUAUGCAUUUGAUGUGAGAACUAGCAUCUUGUAUUUUUCAUAACUUACAGUUUUGGACUUACCAGAACAUGAAACGAAAACUGUGGCUAAGUGGUAGACACUUAGUGAAAAUCAUUUUUGGUCACAGAGUUGUUCAUAGUCAGAUGUUCUUGAGACAUUUGAAUGAUCAACCUAUUGUACUCAUGUUAGUUGCUGUCUGGUGACAUGUCCAAUAGAGAGGAGAGUUUUCAUUCACACAAAUAUGGCUGAUAAACAUGGCAAAAACUAAAAACAAGUUUCUCAAAUUUGAAACUAGUCAUAUCCCAUCCUUGGAACCCUCAAGAUAAUUACAGUAUUCACACUUUAAGAUUUUUCACGAUGUAUGUUUUGUUAAGAUUUGAAACUGCUUACGUAACAAGAAAGGUCUUUCAGGUCUUGUUAGGUUUUGUCAACUAUUGAUGAUUGGAUGGAUAGUGUUUGUAUUGUUACAAUAGUGACUGGUAGCCUUUGAGAUGUUCUUGAUUUUUGGAAUGUUUUUUAAUUUACAUUAAUCACUGGACGGCAAGUUCAGUCUGAACAGGCUGAAAUUUCACAAUCAUCCAUGUUUUGUAGAAUAACAGACUUACUUGUCCCUGUUCAGAGAACUACUGCUGAAAACCGAAAAUGGUUCUAUCACAGAAUGAAUUUGUUAUAUCUUUACUGUAUAUUGUGACAAAUCUUGAUAAGCUAUUUGGUACUUAUAGUAUUUAUUUGAGUGCAGUAGGGUACCUUAAGACUGGAGUAUCUUGUAAUGGCAGGACUGUCUGUCCCCCAAAGAACCAGGACCCUAAGUGGUGAAUGUUCAAGAAUUUCCAUGAAAUAUUUGUGCACUAUCCCUAUCCAAGUUGAAAGUGUUAAUGGUGUCACAAGUGAAAGGUUGUAAUUGAAAAAUUACAAAAGCAUAUAAAUAUG
Molecule: messenger RNA, 2330 nt
Organism: Haliotis rufescens (red abalone)
Lineage: Eukaryota; Metazoa; Mollusca; Gastropoda; Lepetellida; Haliotidae
Product: neuralized-like protein 2
Exons: 4
Coding region: 146-991 (281 amino acids)
Biological process (GO): intracellular signal transduction
Molecular function (GO): ubiquitin protein ligase activity
Source: RefSeq, a predicted model, not a curated record